Messenger RNA from Zootermopsis nevadensis, 1795 nucleotides. RefSeq names its product zinc finger protein 593 homolog. Lineage: Eukaryota; Metazoa; Arthropoda; Insecta; Blattodea; Termopsidae. Gene Ontology annotation, molecular function: nucleic acid binding; zinc ion binding. The record is from RefSeq and is a predicted model, not a curated record.
UCCAAAGAGAGGUUAGAAAUGGAACGAACUUCAAAGAUUGCAUAAUAUAAUUCGUAUAAAUCGUUAUCUCUACCUCUUCCAGUGUUGUUAUGUGAUUACAUAAUAAGAAUCAAGAUUUGUACAAAAAGGAAAUAAUAUUCAAGUUAGAUAUUUAAAAUCUUAUACCUUGGUUUAUCUUACAUUAAGGAACAUCGGAAACACAGGAAGUAGAGACCUCUGUAGGGACAGUGCUACAGACCAUUUUGUCGUCUUAAAGUACAAGAGUUUGCACGUGGUAAUUUCCAUUUAUAUAUAGUAUAAUAGUCCAAGAUCGGUUAUGACUUAUAAAAGGAAAAAAUAUCACUAUGGUGACACACAUCUACGGAAACGAUGGAGAACAAAACGAAGAAGAAAGGAUCUGGAUGAAGUAGAUAAUGACUUGAAGGAAGAGAAUGCAAGAAAGUUGCUGAAUCAAGAAAUUGAUCUAGAUAAACCAGGAAAUUCUCAAUUUUACUGCCUGCAUUGUGCACGAUACUUCAUCAAUGACCAAGCACUUAAAGAACACUUCCGUACGAAGGUCCAUAAGCGUCGAAUGAAAGCCUUGGAAUUAGAGCCUUAUAGUAUUGAAGAAUCUGAAAGGGCUGCAGGCAAAGGCAGUUACCUCGCUCCAAAAAAGCGGAAGAUCGAAACUCAAACACCAAUAGAUGAAAAGGCACAGACAAUUGAAGAUGAAGAUGUAAAAAUGGUUUUGGCGCCAUGUGGACUGGUUGGUAGAUGUCAGCAUUUUGGAGAAACGUGCUGUCACCAUCUUCAGGAGUUAAGUGACAAUGUCGGGAAUCGGAUUAUAUAGGUUGGCAGGAAGGGGUGUCUGAAGAAAUGGGGCAGUCAGGAUGGAAUGAGGUAAGAGAUUGAGCCAGGCCACUUCAUCCCGGAACAUGGAGACAGUACAUUUCUCCAAAUUUCAGCAUCUGCUGACCAGUCCACACUGCCAAAACCCAGAUCAUCACCACGACCACCAUGAAAAUGUCAAAUUUCACUAGUUUUCACAUUACUGGCUUAACAUAUUCUUUAUGUAUAUGAUAUUUCAGUAGAGAGAGGUACAUAUAAAACAGAAGAGAAUGCAACUAAAUGUAAACCUAAACAAAUCACAAUAAACAGGAUCACCAAAUAAUGAAACAAAAUAUAAUUCUUUUAAAUAUACUAUUUUUAAUUUACACUGAUAAAUAGCAUACUGCUAUAAAAAGAAACCAAACCUGUCAUGAACUUAAGAAUCUAUGCUCACAUGAGAGCAACUCUAUUUGAUCCAGUGUGUCUGAUUGUUCUUGCUGGGUAUCUCAGUGGUCACUACGUAGAUUGUGGGGUGUGCAGUGGUGGACAAGGUUCCAGCACAAGUUAAAGAGUCUCAUAUAUCCAUUUCUCUGGAGAUAUCCAGUUCUCUUCAGGUAGCAGCCAUAACGCUGGCAUGUCUAAUAGCGAGGCAAAACUAUACAUGCAGAUGAAGUAAAUGACAUCAAGAGGAAAAGAACUUACAGAUGAAUAAGAAUUUUGUAUUGAUUUUCUUUGCACUGCUCAGUUGGAAGCAUUCAAAGGAAAACAGAUGUCACGCGUUUCUCCUAGAAUGUCAUGUUCACAGAACUGAGGUCUAUCCCUCAUGUAUGUACACAAUUGAUGUGGUACCUGUCAUUAGCAUAAGCAUGUAUAGUAAAUAUUGUGUCUCAGUUUUCAAAACAUUCUACAUGAUAUGUGAAAUUUGUAUAUCCAGAUUUAGAUUCAUACCUGGAAUCCUGAACUGUUAAUUCCACUAUUUUGAAUCUGU